Molecule: messenger RNA, 3512 nt
Organism: Aricia agestis (brown argus)
Lineage: Eukaryota; Metazoa; Arthropoda; Insecta; Lepidoptera; Lycaenidae
Gene: trh
Product: protein trachealess
Exons: 10
Coding region: 279-2819 (846 amino acids)
Biological process (GO): regulation of transcription by RNA polymerase II
Molecular function (GO): RNA polymerase II transcription regulatory region sequence-specific DNA binding; protein dimerization activity; DNA-binding transcription factor activity, RNA polymerase II-specific
Source: RefSeq, a predicted model, not a curated record
GGCCGCAGGAGGGGGCCGCGUGCGACUGUUUUCGAUAAUCGUCCGCGCGUUCCGUACGUGAAGAUCGGCCGGGACGGUCGCAGUCACGUUUGCGUAAAAACGGAUAUACGCCCAGAAUAUUUAUUAAGUGGGUGGCUGUGCGUGACUUUUCCCCCGCGGGUAGCCCACCGAAAUAGACCGGGUGCUCGCCUGAAAGCUGAAAUACGGACUCGUGUUGACGUGGGACUGUUUGGAGAGUUUCGGACGAUGUGCGUUUGGACUUAGAGUCGGCCGCGAUAAUGUUGCCCUACCAGGCGGUGGCUAUGGACUACGCGGUGGCCUCCGCGGGCUUCCACCACCACCAGCGGCCCGGCGGGUUGCCGGGAGUGAUGGGCCUCCCGGGGCCGGGCCCGGGCCUCAACCCGGGCCUGAACUCGGCCUUCACCCAUUCCUGGUUCGUACAGACAAGCCCGGAUAUCUGUCGGCAGCAACAAGCAUCCAACCAAUCGCAUCUCGAACCUGGCAUUCUCGAGCUCCGAAAAGAGAAAUCCCGUGACGCGGCUCGUUCCCGCCGCGGGAAAGAGAACUACGAGUUCUACGAGCUGGCGAAGAUGCUGCCUCUCCCGGCCGCCAUCACCAGCCAGCUGGACAAGGCCUCCAUCAUCAGACUGACCAUCAGCUACCUCAAACUCCGGGACUUCUCCGGGCACGGGGAUCCCCCCUGGAGCCGGGACUCCCCGCCCACUAGCAAGACUUUAAAAGGUGCCCAAAGCAGGCGGACGGCGGCGGGGCUGGCUAUGGAGCUGUUCGAGCAGCACCAGGGCACGCACAUACUGCAGUCGCUGGACGGUUUCGCGUUGUCGGUGGCAGCUGACGGGAGGUUCCUCUACAUAUCGGAGACUGUUUCUAUAUAUUUAGGAUUAUCACAAGUGGAGAUGACGGGUAGCAGUAUAUUCGACUACGUCCACCAGGCUGAUCACGCGGAGAUUGCUGAGCAGCUGGGCCUGUCGCUCGCCGGAAGGUCAGGGGCACUCAGCAGCCCCUCCAGUGAAGAGGGCAGUCAACACGGGACCAAUAACCCUGAUGUAUCAUCUCAAAUGAGUCUGGCAGCCAGUGGGACGCUGUACCGAGGAAUGGAUCGAGCGUUCUGCGUCAGAAUGAAAAGCACCCUCACCAAACGAGGCUGUCACUUCAAAUCUUCAGGAUAUAGGGUGGUACUAAUGCUGUGCCGUCUGCGGCCACAAUACACCUUCUCCCACAGUCGGAAGGCGCCACCGCAGCUUCUGGGAAUGGUGGCGCUGGCCAUCGCGCUCCCACCACCAUCGGUCCACGAGAUCAGGCUGGAGUCUGACAUGUUCGUGACGAGGAUCAACUUCGACUUCCGAAUAGCGCACUGCGAACCCAGCAGGGUAUCGGAGUUGCUGGGCUACACGGCGGAGGAGCUGACGGGCAAGAACCUGUACGCGCUCUGCCACGGCGAAGACGCCAACAAGCUGAGGAAAUGUCACGUUGAUUUGAUGAACAAGGGUCAAGUGCUGACCCACUACUACCGGCUGAUGAACAAGCUCGGUGGGUACACGUGGAUGCAGACCUGCGCCACCGUCGUCUGCUCCUCCAAGAACGCUGAUGAGCAGAACAUCAUCUGUGUCAAUUAUGUUAUCAGUGGUCGAGAGUAUCCCAACACUGUCAUGGACUGCUGCCAACUAGAAGAAAGCGUGCAGGGCGUCAAACGGGAGGAGAUCACGGGAGACCCCGAAAACGGGCCUCCAGACGCCGACAGCGGCGCUCCGCCCCCUCCCCCGAGACACGCGGCAGAGAGGACCGAAGCCCCCAACAAUAACGACUCAGCUUCGACCGCCCCUCCCACUUCUGACGUCACCCAUCUCACCAGACUAAGCGACACCCAACCUCUUCCGCUGCAUACCACCCCAGAAAGAACAUCCCCCAUGCCAGCCCGAAGACUAAAGAAGCGGAAACAUACAACAGACUGCGAGGAGGAUGCCGACAAAGAUGAUGACAGACGAAAGAGCUCCUCAAAUCCCGGGGCGGCCAUGUCGCCGAUAGAGCGAGAGAACAUCAACAAAAACAUGGCCAUCUCCGAAGGGACCGACGCAACCUCGGUAAGAGAUCUCGAGAAUGCCAUGUCCAAACAUCUCCCGGCUCUGGACGGAAAGGAAAUAGCGCACAGGCCGACAGAUUUCUCGACAGAUGCUCUGUUGAAGCAACAGCAGAAGUCGACUAUACAGUGGAUAGGGACGCAGAACCACCACAUUAAUCACUUGAACAGACAAAUCCCAGGGAACCACAGCUCGACGCCGGCUUCCGCGCUGCUGAGGCAGCUGUACGCGAACCGAGAGAGCGUGAUCCGGAGUAAUUUCCUAGGAGAUGGUAGAACUGGGGGAUACUACUCCGGUGAUGGGCAGUCCGGGCCUCUACCUACGCCACCGGGCAGCGAAGGCUCAGGAUACGGCGAGCAAUUAGGCCAUAAGAAUACAGACAUCGGUUCCUUGGCUUACGGAGGAUAUGCUGACUACCAUUCCGCAAUGACUCCGCCGGGCUCCGUGUCUCCGAGAGACAAGCAGCAGUAUGCUCUGUCGUACGACAACAGCGCUUAUUCCGAGGCGUUAAGGCAUUCCUAUCUAGGGGAAGCCGCCUUGCCACUGAAGCCUCAAGCCUACUCCGCGGUUCCCGGCGCUCUCGACUACGCGCCGCUCGACCAGUCCCAGUUUUUCCAUCCGUCGUCGUCGUUCCACCUGUACCACCCCCAGGCCCAUGCGCACGCCCAGCAGCCCGACAAGUCCGCCCCGCCCAACACCAACUGGUACUCCGCCAACUCAUAGCUGUUCCACUAAAACGUCCAUUGUUUUGUUUCUUGUUAUUGCAUUUUUGUUGUGUGCUCGCGGAUGGAUGGAUGGAUAGAUGCAGCUUACUAUUUAUGAUAGAGUUACUUUUUGUACAUUGUAGUGUCACAAAAAUGUGCCAACGGGAGGUUUUUUUGGUCGAACACUUUGUGCCAAAGUAUGAAAGUAUGGGAACGUAUUUAGCAGCGAAUCUUUUGUAAGAUAAGGAUCGGUAAUUGUAAAAUAUAUGAGAAUAGUGUAUGGUUUAGCCCGAAACUUUAAUGCCCAGGACAGUUUGGGCCUCCGGCUUCUUGCAUAUCAUUCUAAAACGUAAGGCUUCUUGUAAAUUAUUGUAAAAUACACUUGACUGUAUUUAGGUAUUCCUGUAAAUGAUAGAAGUUGUAUAUUAUUAUUUAGGCUAAGCUGUAAAUAUGUUCUGUAAGACAAUUUUCGAUAAUGCUCAAAGACUUUUUGUUACAUUUCUUUAUUUAAGACUAGAUUAUUUUUUUUUCUGGAAAUCGUGCGUUUCCUUCUACAAAAUUUAGGUUAAAUAAUAUGAUAUUAAAUAUGUAAGGCAACAUUCGGGAAAAUAAUAUGAUUUUGUGUUUUCCAAAGUAGAUCAACCUUAACACAAAGCAAAAAUGAAUUACUAUUAAACUUGAUAUAUUGUCGGGCAUUAUGAUAAAACAUAAU